UUACAAAUCAUAAUGAUGGACUACAAUGGAAAUAAUGGCGAUGAAGCCGAUAUGAAUGGAGAAACUUCAAAGAGAAAUGAUUAUGCGGGAGGAGAAGAUGAAGACAGUCGUUUUUCAGAUGAACUGGAUCCAUUAGCAGAGGCCAGCGACGGUUUCCUCACCUUGCAAGAAGCUCUUGAAAAAGAGGUUCAGCAAAUCCGGGAGAUUGGGAAGGAACCGAUACCACAACAUAAUGAAGGAGCCAGUGAAGUAAAUUCACCUCGCUCGGAGAGUGUAACCCUUGUGAACAAUGUCUAGAAUUCUAGGUAUGCAAAUAAG
Messenger RNA from Eutrema salsugineum, 318 nucleotides. RefSeq names its product WPP domain-interacting protein 1. The coding region runs from base 13 to 297 and encodes 94 amino acids. Lineage: Eukaryota; Viridiplantae; Streptophyta; Magnoliopsida; Brassicales; Brassicaceae. The transcript has 2 exons. The record is from RefSeq and is a predicted model, not a curated record.